ACGAGUUCUCAAUUAUUACGUCGUCGUUACUAAACAGAAUGGAAAAAAAUUGGAGGGACGUGAUCAGGAGACCCUAAAGAAUUGAAAUUUAUGUCUGUCAGCGGUCAAGAAAAUAGGGGAUCAGACUCGCCUACAAGGGAUAAUGUACAUACAAGCCUCCAUUAUCCAGGGCGCAGUCCAUUCGUUUAGUAUGCUCGACAUGGCUCGACAGCGAAAUCAUUCGCAGCUCGUGUAAGUAUGUGAUUAAAUUGUUAGGUAUCAAAAAUACAAGAAACAGAAGACAAAGUUGAAGAGAAGACCGGAGUCAUGACUUCUGACAUCAUUUUCAUAUUGUCUUCCGAAAUGCCAAUUCGUAGUUUCUACCAAUGCCUGUGAUUGGUCAUUCCAUUAUGGCGUCCUCCUAUUUAGACCAAUCAGAUUGAUCGUUGAAGGGUGCGUUGCGCAGAUUGUGAUGGAGUGCAACAGUCCUCUUCGAAGCUUCGUCCGUUUGGCACGUGUCUGCAACAGACCUAUUCGUGUACUUGCUUAGGUAUCGGCCGAUAGCGGAAUAUACCGAGGAAUGCCGAAGCGGUGCCGACCGGUCUUCGUCGGGAAGGAAGAUCUCGCUAUUUCUUUCGCGAACGUCCAAGUGACUAGACGUGUUGAAAGUAUCCUUCCGCAUAAGUACUUACUUAUGCGGAAUUUUUAAUUAUUUGACAAAAAUUCACACAUGAACGUAGUUAUGCGUUUGUUGAAAUAACAAUGAAAAAACUAUAUAGAAUAUGUAUUAUAUAUGUAUAUAUAAAGUAGUAUUCAUUCGGAAGAAUUGCGUAAAUUAUCGAAGAUGCACUCUCCGUUAUAUUAUUUUUUUCUUUAACUUACUUUUUACAAAAUUUAAAACGACAAAUUUUAACGUUUAUCGUACGAUAUACCAUAAGUCCUUGGCGCGAAAAGUGCGAAGGGUGCAAGUACCUGUCUGAUAGAGUCUAAUUUGAUUUUCACUGCUGUACGUGUGAUCAUAUUUUAUUACAGAUAGGUUCCUUAGAUUUGGUUGCUUUGUAAACUUUAUUUAAAAGAUCCUUAAAUAAUUGUUUUGUUUUCUUUGCAAAUUAAAUUAUCUUUUUCUUUCAAUUUUACUUCCUUCUAUCUGCAGUCUGUUGUAUAACGUAUUUCAUGCAAUUCUUGUGAUUUAAAUUAAACUCCUAAUUCAGCGAAACGUAGAAAACGACGAAGGAAAGCCACGUAAGCGCAGGAGAGGAGGAAAUAAAGAACGAAUAGAAUGCAAGAACGAAAGAACCCACGGCACGAUCCACGAGACGUGACUACACCGAUGUAUACAUAUAUGUACAUACUUACAUACAAUAUUACGAAUGACGUAUGCGUUAUUCGUCGACAAACAAACUGACCAAACGAUUAACCGAUCGAAGGAUGGUCGAGCGAACAGCGAAACGAGCGUGGAAAAACAGUUACGAUCGAUCGUUAUAGAUCAACACGAGCAUGUACGUAACGAGAUCACGGUAAUGUGUUCGUGUCAAUCGAUUUUGAUCAACAACGUUUUAACACACAGUGCGUUGUUACACAAAAAUACCGAGAUAAGAAGAGAGAGGAAGAACGGAAAAAGAAGAAGAAGAAGAAGAGAGGAUACGUGACAUUCAAAGAUAAAACAAGAGCAAAUUGAUCCAAGUGUUGUGAUAUUUGCUUAGAAGCGAAAGUAGAAACGCAACUGACAAAAAUGGUGUCAAUGUGAUACGACACGAGGACACUUUAGUUUUGAUUUUUCUACGACGAUUGUCGCUCGUUCGCAAUCCUUCCUUCGCUCUAAUAAACAAUACAUUACUUAUCCGAACGUAAAUUGCUUGUCAUCAUCCUGCUUGAUCGAUACCUUGAUCUUAAAAAAGAGGAAAAAACUGAUACGAUUCGUAAUCACUUUCAGAACGGAUAGGGUGACUAGACUCACAUUUGUAUAUUAAAUUGAGUAAAUUGAGGACAGUCGAGCAGAUUCCUUUCUUCUUUUUUUUUCUUCGACCGCGACGACACGAUUUCCAAAUUGCUGCUGACUAUUUAUUCGAUUGUUAUUCAGAAAAAUGUCGUCACAUCUAGAAACGAACAAAUGGACUCCAAAACUGAUAAUAGUCUUUCAAUUGACUAUCUGGAGUAUCGUUGGGAUUAUACUUCUUCAAAAAGGUGCCAUCUCUCUUCGUGAAAAAAUGAAACCGCGAAAUGAUACUGCUGACGUACAGGAUAAGCUCGCAAGAUGGAACGGAAAAGAAUCUGUUAGAGAAGCAACGAAUGUUACAGACAGUAGUCGACGUCAUAUAAUAAAAGUCUACCAAACCGGCACUCGGCGAUGGACAAACGUCGCUAUUGAUAACGUUGAUGAUGUUACGUCGAACAAAUGGUUAUCGCGCAAAUUGCACCCCUCUCAUCGAACACGUAAUAUUAACCGAGAAAGUUUUAAGAAAACGUUAACAAUCGGAGAACGGACAACAAUAACUACGACAGUUGGUCAUGAAUACGACACUAGAGGCGCACGUGCUAUCGAAACCGUGGCAGUUCACGUAAAUAAUAAAAAUAAAAUUAAGAAUAUAAAUCAUGAAGAGAAUGUUAUCGUUUCGCUUGCGUCUAAUGAACGUUCUUAUGAUACGGAAAACACUGUGAUAAAUAAUAUCACGCCGAACAUAUUGUUUGAAUUUGAAAACGCCGGCUCCGCUAAUCUCGCUAGACCAGACAGGAGAAAAUCCUUCGAGCACGAUGUCAAUGAUAUAACAACCUACGAAACGACGGGAGAUGGUAAAAGUGAAACGAAGCCGCGCCGCUCCCCCGUGAAUCGAAUCGGAGCAGCUAUAGCUAUUAUUAUGCUUGUGAUUGGAAUCAUUAUGCUGCUUCUAGGUCCAUUUAUAGUCAUUCUUCGUGCUCUUAAUAAUCGAAGGCGAGCUAGAGAAACGCUUGAUAAAAAAAGGAAUCCCAACGAUCGGCCUCCUACUUACGAAGAAGCAACCCUAAUGGAUCAAGCACCGAGAUAUUCGACGCUCCAGCUAGACACGAUUCUCGAAUCUUCUUUUUCACUCUAGUCCCUUUCCUCUUCUCUUCUUCCAUCCUUCUCUCUUCCCUUAAUACUUUUUAU
Messenger RNA from Osmia bicornis bicornis, 3103 nucleotides. RefSeq lists its product as uncharacterized. The record is from RefSeq and is a predicted model, not a curated record. Bases 2064 to 3050 code for a protein of 328 amino acids. NCBI's taxonomy places the organism in Eukaryota, Metazoa, Arthropoda, Insecta, Hymenoptera, Megachilidae. The transcript has 8 exons.